Messenger RNA from Oryza brachyantha (malo sina), 2290 nucleotides. Its product is annotated as probable inactive receptor kinase At4g23740. Lineage: Eukaryota; Viridiplantae; Streptophyta; Magnoliopsida; Poales; Poaceae. Gene Ontology annotation, molecular function: ATP binding; protein kinase activity; protein binding. Gene Ontology annotation, biological process: protein phosphorylation. The record is from RefSeq and is a predicted model, not a curated record. The coding region runs from base 104 to 2017 and encodes 637 amino acids. The transcript has 2 exons.
CGUCUCCUCUCCUCAGAUCCAAACCACGCACCCGCAGUGACGGCGGCGCUCCCCUCCCACUACUCGCAACCGCUCUCCUCUUCUGCUGGCUGGGGCCGUAGCCAUGCCGCCGCCGAGGCUGCCGCUGUGCCUGGCGGCGUUCUUGCUGCUGCUGAUGAUGGGCGCGGCUGAGCCGGACGCGGACCGGGCGGCGCUGCUCGACUUCCUCUGCGGGGUGGGCGGCGGCCGGGGGCGCAUCAACUGGGCGUCGUCGCCGCGGGUCUGCGGCAACUGGACCGGGGUCACCUGCAGCGGCGACGGCUCCCGCGUCGUCGCGCUGCGGCUCCCCGGGCUGGGGCUCUCCGGCCCGGUUCCGGCGGGGACGCUCGGCCGUCUCACCGCGCUGCAGGUGCUCAGCCUCCGGGCUAACAACCUCUCGGGCCCCUUCCCCGAGGAGCUCCUCUCGCUCGCCGCGCUCACGGGGCUGCACCUCCAGCUUAAUGCCUUCUCCGGCGCGCUGCCCCCCCGGCUCGCGGCGCUGCGGAGCCUGCAGGUGCUCGACCUCUCGUUUAACGGGUUCAAUGGUAGCCUGCCCGCCGCGCUGUCCAACCUCACCCAGCUCGUCGCGCUCAACCUCUCCAACAACUCGCUCUCCGGCCGCAUCCCGGACCUUUGCCUCCCGGCACUCCAGUUCUUGAACCUGUCCAAUAACCAUCUCGACGGCACCGUGCCCAGAUCGCUGCUGAGGUUUAACGAUGCCUCGUUCGCCGGGAACAAUGUGACACGGUCGGCGCCGGCGUCGCCAGUGGACACGCCGCCCUCUCUGUCUCCACCAGCGGCCAGCUCGCCAGCGAAGGGGCGGCUGCGGCUCAGCCAGGCGGCCAUUCUUGCCAUUAUCGUCGGCGGGUGCGUCGCGGUGUCCGCGGUCAUCGCCGUCUUCCUGAUUGUGUUCUGCAACAGGAGUGACGGCAGCGAGGAGGUCAGCCAGGUGGUGUCCGGCAAGAGCGCGGAGAAGAAGGGGAGGGCGUCGCCGGAGUCCAAGGCGGUGAUAGGCAAGGCCGGGGACGGGAACCGGAUCGUGUUCUUCGAGGGCCCGGCAUUGGCGUUCGAUUUGGAGGACCUGCUCCGCGCCUCCGCCGAGGUUCUUGGGAAGGGGGCGUUCGGCACCGCGUACCGGGCGGUGCUGGAGGACGCCACCACGGUGGUGGUAAAGAGGCUGAAGGAGGUGAGCGCCGGGCGCCGCGACUUCGAGCAGCAGAUGGAGCUCGUCGGGAGGAUUCGGCAUGCCAAUGUGGCGGAGCUCCGGGCAUACUACUACUCCAAGGACGAGAAGCUGCUUGUCUACGACUUCUACAGCCGGGGAAGCGUAUCCAACAUGCUUCAUGGGAAGAGAGGGGAGGACAGAACACCUUUGAACUGGGAAACUAGGGUAAGGAUAGCCCUGGGAGCAGCAAGAGGAAUUGCACACAUUCACACUGAGAACAAUGGGAAAUUUGUUCAUGGCAACAUCAAGGCCUCAAAUAUCUUCCUCAACAGCCAGCAAUAUGGCUGUGUCUCCGACCUCGGCUUGGCAUCACUGAUGAACCCGAUCACCGCAAGGUCCCGUUCUCUGGGAUACUGUGCGCCAGAGGUCACCGACUCGAGGAAAGCAUCGCAAUGUUCGGAUGUCUACAGCUUCGGUGUCUUCGUACUUGAGCUCCUCACCGGGCGAUCACCAGUUCAGAUUACCGGUGGCGGAAAUGAGGUUGUCCACCUGGUCAGGUGGGUGCAAUCUGUUGUCCGGGAGGAGUGGACCGCUGAGGUGUUCGAUGUCGAGCUGAUGAGGUACCCCAACAUCGAAGAGGAGAUGGUGGAGAUGCUCCAGAUUGCCAUGACAUGCGUCUCAAGGACCCCAGAACGGCGGCCUAAGAUGCCAGAUGUGGUGAGGAUGAUUGAAGAGGUGCGGAGGAUCGACACCGGGACAAGGACCUCGACUGAGGCCUCCACUCCGGUGGUGGAUGUUCAGAACAUGGCAGAAAGCUCAUCUGCCGCUCCCUGAACCUCACUCGUUGGAAUGAACCUUCCCACAAGCAUCGUGUUGUUGUUCGUCUUUCGAGGUAGGGAACUAGGGGGGAAUGGAUCCUGUGAUCUGACGGUACUGCUUACCUACAUGAUGAUUCUUUUGUCGUAAAAUUACAUGUUACGAAAUUGUAACGCCAUUGCCAUGUGGACAUAGUUUGCUUAUUCAGCAUCUGCUCACUGCUGAUGUGUAAGCAAAGAGAACAGCGCCUGCUCUCUGGAGAGCCUUCUUGGAUAGCAUUAUUAACUUCUU